AUCAAAGUCGUCCUUAGAUGUAGGCCUUUCAGUGAAAAAGAGUCGGCAGCAGGUCAUACCAACAUUGCUCAAAUAGACAAGGCAGCUGCGUCUGUGACCAUAGUUGAUCCACGGUCCAAUAGCGAUCCUCCCAAACUAUUUACAUUUGACUCGGUAUUUGACAUCACUUCUGAGCAAAUCGAAGUGUAUAAUAAAACAGCACGACAUAUUGUCGACUGUGUGUUGGAAGGAUACAAUGGUACUGUGUUUGCCUAUGGUCAAACUGGUACUGGAAAGACGUUUUCCAUGGAAGGAAUUCGAUCUAUACCCGAGCUUCGCGGAAUCAUUCCAAACGCAUUUGAGCAAAUAUUUUCAUACAUAAAGCAUGCAGGAUCAACAACGCAGUUUCUUGUACGUGCAUCGUACCUUGAAAUCUACAAUGAAGAAAUUCGUGAUCUUCUUAAUCCCAAAGGCAAAAAACUUGAUAUCAAAGAACGACCUGACACAGGAGUAUAUGUAAAAGACUUGAGCACAUUUGUGAUCAAGGAUGUGGAUGAAAUGGAUCAACUUAUGUCUGUGGGCAAUAAGAACCGAUCAGUAGGGUUUACGGAAAUGAAUGCCACUUCCAGUCGAUCUCACUCUAUUUUUUCCAUCACGGUCGAGGCGGCAGAGAUUGGCGAAGAUGGCGAAGAAAAAUUACGAGCUGGAAAACUGCAUCUGGUUGAUCUUGCUGGAUCAGAGAGACAAAGUAAAACAGGCGCAACUGGGGACAGACUCAAAGAAGCCACUAAAAUCAAUCUGUCCUUGUCGGCUUUGGGAAAUGUUAUUUCAGCCUUGGUGGAUGGUAAAAGCUCGCAUAUUCCAUAUCGUGACUCAAAAUUGACAAGAUUAUUGCAGGACUCGCUGGGUGGAAAUGCCAAAACACUCAUGGUUGCUACUAUAAGUCCUGCCAACUACAACUACGAUGAAACUCUGAGUACACUUCGCUAUGCUAAUCGUGCAAAACAUAUCAAGAAUAAACCCAAGGUUAACGAAGAUCCAAAGGAUGCAAUGCUAAGAGAAUUUCAGGAAGAAAUUAAGCGACUUAAAAAAAUGCUAGAGAGCGAAGGUGGAGAUGCUGGAGAAAUUGUACACGAAGUCGAGGAAAUUGAAGAGAUUGAGGAGGUUGAAGAAAUCGAAGUUGAAAAAGAAAAACAGGCGAUUUUAGCAACAACAGGCAUGGAAGAGUCUGAACGAAACAGACUGUUGGCAGAAGCCGAGUCAAGACUCGCUGAACUUGAAAACGAACGAUCGGCCCGACACGAACUUGCGAAUAAACUUGCUCAGUUGGAACAGAAGCUCCUGGUUGGUGGUGUGAAUAUUCUUGAUCAGCAUGAACAGCAACAAAAUAUGCUGGCUAAGCAAGCUCAAGAAUUGGAAGACCGCGCAAGAAUGCAGCGCGAGUUACAACGCGAGCUACUGGAUCGUGAUGAAAUGAAUCUUCAAAUUGAAGAAGAGUUUAGCAAUUUGCAGGAAGAGGCAGUUUCUAAAACUCGUAAACUCAAGAAACUGUGGAACAUGAUGCAGCAACAAAAAUCCGAACUCAAGGACGUUCAAGAAGAGCACCAACGUGAGCGAGAGGAUUUGCUAGAAACUAUUCGAGAAUUAACGCGAGAGUUGAAAUUAAGAAACCUAGUGAUUGGUGGGUUUGUGCCUGUUGAAGAGCAGACUAUCAUUGAAGACUGUGCAGAGUAUGAUGAAGCUGCAGAAAAGUGGCGCAUAGCGCAUAUUGCACAUGCUGGAAACAAUAUUCGUGGGAAAAAAAGUCUGGUAUCUGGACUAAUCCAAGGCGGACAUCCAACGCUACAUCGAGAUCAUGCUGUUAAUGAUGGAAAUGAUGCAUUAUGGGAUCCAAUGUGUGUAUUUCCAGAUCUAUUUCUUACUUAUGACACCUUAGGACUCAAAAAAAAGGAUAAUAAGCGGACCAUGCAGUCUUAUGGUGCAAGCAGUGCCAAUAUAAGCGGGGGAAGCAAAUCGAAAAACACUUCACCAUCAAAAAGCAAAAAGAAUAGUAAUGCUAAUGAACCAAAUGGAUUGGUGGCCUCAGACAGUAGUCAAUCUGGUGGAUUUUUAUUUGGAAGGGCAGGAGAUCGCAGUAUAAGCAGUUCUAAUCAGAUUGGCAACAAUACAUUUGAAAAUGAUAGUUCAGCACGGCUGCACUCUGAAGCCAAUUCAAGUAUAGGCACGGUUAUUCCUGCAGCACGAGGGCUUGUAGGUAAAAAUAAACACUAUGCAUAA
Batrachochytrium dendrobatidis JAM81 is the source of this 2256-nucleotide messenger RNA. RefSeq lists its product as uncharacterized. Gene Ontology annotation, biological process: microtubule-based movement; mitotic spindle organization; spindle elongation. Lineage: Eukaryota; Fungi; Chytridiomycota; Chytridiomycetes; Rhizophydiales. The annotation marks the transcript as partial. Gene Ontology annotation, molecular function: microtubule motor activity; ATP binding; microtubule binding. The transcript is spliced from 4 exons. The record is from RefSeq and is a predicted model, not a curated record. Gene Ontology annotation, cellular component: microtubule associated complex.